Oncorhynchus mykiss (rainbow trout) is the source of this 5873-nucleotide messenger RNA. NCBI's taxonomy places the organism in Eukaryota, Metazoa, Chordata, Actinopteri, Salmoniformes, Salmonidae. The record is from RefSeq and is a predicted model, not a curated record.
ACAAAUGGUAAUUACGGUAAAGAACCCAACCCCUAUCCUGUGUGUGUGCUCGUCAUCUCGCACUCAGGGAAGGGAAAAUAGGAAAACUGUCGGGAAGGAAGAGCAGUGAACACACCUAUUAUCUAUUCUAGAUUGGUCCUAAAAGAGUGCACAGUCAAGGGGGGCUAAACUAGUCACUUUCUGCGUUAGUUUACCCAUGUGUGUGUAAUCUAGGUAAAGCUAUUUGCUGAAUAGGGGAAAUUCGACUUCACUACUCGGUCGUGCAGUGGGCUAAGAACGCCCAGAAUUGGAGUUGCAACAGCAGCAGUUGGAAAUCUGAGUCUGUUUCGAUAGGCCUGGAUCCCUGUUCAAACAACGUCUGGGGACUUGCAUGAAAACAACAAAAGAACCACCCGAAAUUGUGUGAAUGGAGCAGUGUGAGAGUGCAGCCUCUCUCCUGGCCUCCGUGCGGGAGCAGGAGCGUCAGUUUGAGCGUCUGACUCGUGCUCUGGAGGAGGAGAGGAGGUGCGGAGGCACCCUCCCACGCCCUCCCCCCAAUCUACAGAAUGGGCGUGUUUCUUGUGAUGCGGACAUAGAGAGGCUCACACUGAACGAGGGAUACGUCAACGGGACACAUUACAGGAUGGAGCCUGGUCAAGUCGUCCAGGAAACGGUUACCGUGGAGGAGGACCCGCACGAGGUGCCCCCCGUCAUCUCCGUGGAAACCAGCGAAGAUGGCACCACGCGCCGCACAGAAACUACGGUAAAGAAGGUAGUGAAGACUACCAUGACUCGUACAGUCAUCCCCUCUGUGUCUGACAACCUCUCCCUUGAUGGAGGGGGGUCUAUGACAGGUGUAGGGGGUUACACCACCCCCAUGGAGCGGGUCUACAGACAGCCAGGUCCUCCCAUGGACUACCCCACCAACACCGUGCCCCGAAACUACCACUACGGACCCCCGGGGGGGUACGAGGACUACCGCCAGGGCCCUCCCUCCAUAGGGGAGACCUACGCCAGCCUGAGCAGGGGAGCACGCAUGGACGACCGCUACAGGCCAGCUGAUGGGUACCGGACCCUGGACUCAGGAUACAGAGCCAUCAGCAGGAACCAGCUGGACCCAUACGCAGCACAGCCACAGGUGGGUCGUAUGGGCAGUGCGUUGGAGCUGUCUGGGAUGCCGAGGUUUGUCCCAGAGCCGUACGGUCUGGAGGAUGACCAGAGGAGUCUGGGAUAUGACGAGGCAGACUACGGCAUGGGACCGGCCAUCCACUACGGAACAGUACCACGCAACCAACAAGCCUUCAACCACGGACCGCCCCGCAGGACAGGGAGCUAUGAAGGGACUCUGGACGGAGACAUGAGUGGAGCAGGGGACAUGUACUACUGGGGAGGUGCACCCCUGGCCCAGGGAGAGAGGGGUAGCAUGGCCUCCUUGGACAGCACCCUGAGGAAAGGCCCCGCCACUUCCUGGAGACAGCCUGAGCUGCCGGAGGUCAUCGCCAUGCUCAACUACAGACUGGACCCCGUCAAGAGCAACGCUGCCGCAUACCUGCAGCACCUCACCUUUAAGAACGACAAGGUGAAGACAGAUGUCCGUCGUAUGAAAGGUAUCCCAUCCCUGGUGUCCAUGUUAGACAACCCUAAGAAGGAGGUCCACCACGCCGCCUGCGGAGCGCUCAAAAACAUCUCUUACGGACGAGACUCUGACAAUAAGAUCGCCAUCAAGAACUGUGAUGGAGUACCGGCCCUGGUCAGACUGCUGAGGAAGACCAGAGACCAGGAUCUGACCGAUACUAUCACAGGCACGCUGUGGAACUUGUCGUCUCACGACUCAGUGAAGAUGGAGAUCGUUGACCACGCCCUGCACGCCCUCUCAGACGAGGUGAUGGUAGCUCACUCGGGCUGGGAGAGAGGGAACGAGGCAGGAGGAGAGGAGAACCUCAAACCACGACACCUGGAGUGGGAGACGUCCCUCACCAACACAGCUGGCUGCCUGAGGAACGUGAGCUCAGAGCGCAGUGAGGCCAGGAGGAAGCUGAGAGAGUGCACAGGAUUGGUGGACUCGCUCAUGUACAUUGUCCAAUCACAGAUCAACCUGAAAGACGUGGACAACAAGCUGAUAGAGAACAGUAUGUGUCUGCUGAGGAAUCUGUCCUAUCAGGUUCACCGGGAGGUGCCGGGCGCUGAGCGCUACCAGGAAGCCAUGUCCCUCAACCAGGGCCCCGCCCCCUCCACUGGAAAGACCAACCGCUUCAGCUCCCGCAGGGGCAAAGAUGACUGGUGUUCUAAAGGGAGAAAUGAAGACGGAGCAGAUAUGAUUGACAUUCCAAAGAGGACUACACCUGCCAAAGGUUAUGAGUUGUUGUUCCAGCCAGAGGUGGUGCGUGUCUACACCUCUCUGCUGAAGGAGAGUAAGAACCCCACCGUGCUGGAAGCCUCCGCCGGAGCCGUGCAGAACCUGUGUGCCGGACGCUGGACCUAUGGGCGGUAUAUCCGUGCGUUGUUGCGUCAGGAGAAGGGUCUUCCCAUGAUGACAGAGCUGUUGGCCCAUGGCAACGACCGGGUGGUUAGGGCCAUGUCUGGAGCUCUGAGGAACCUGGCUAUCGACGCUCGCAACAGAGACCUGCUCGGUAAACAUGCAGUCCCCCACCUGGUAUCCAACCUGCCUGGUGGGGGUCAGAGCCAGCCUGUGAGGGCUCUGUCAGAGGAGACGGUGGUGUCUGUACUGAGCACCCUUCAUGAGGUUCUGGGCUCCAGCCUGGACGCUGCCAAGAUCCUCAGAGCCUCGCAGGGCAUCGAGAGACUGGUGCUCAUCAAUAAGGAUGGGAACCGGUCAGAGCGAGAGGUGCGUGGUGCCGGCCUGAUACUCCAGUUAGUUUGGGGCUAUAAAGAGUUGAGGAAGACCCUGGAGAAGGAUGGCUGGAAGAAGACAGACUUCAUGGUGAACCUCAACCCACCCAACAGCACCCAGCCCCGGGUCAACGGAGGAUAUGAAGACAGUACGCUGCCACUCAUAGACAGGGGAGGAGGAGACAAGAGAGACAUGAUUCCACUAAAUGAUAUGGGACCAGAUGCCUACUCCACACUGGACCAGAGGGGGAGGAAGAACACUCUGGACAGAACACUGGAGCCUGCUGACAAAGACACAGCACAGGGAGGGCUGUAUGAGGAGAGGCGGGACUCUGUUCCUCUCAUGGACUCUUAUGACGGUUAGGCCACACCCCCCCACACACUGCAUGUGAGCGCAUGAGAAACUGAUAGUGUGCAUCACUAGAAGAGAGCAGCCUCUACCGGCCUACUGCCCCUGCUGAACCUCUGGACACUCACUGAGGGACCACUGACUCCACUAGAACUGGACUCUCUCCUUCUGUGUCUCUUUUUCUCUUUCCUUUCUCUCUUUUUCCUCUCUCCUCUCAAUUUCUUAAUCUUCUUUCCCUCUUAUCUCUCUCGGGGUCUGUGACAUAAGCCACUUGCAUGACCUUCAGCCUUCCUCACCUCCCUAGCUCUCCCUCAUUCCUCUAUUUAGACUGUGACUUUUAGCCACUAAAGGAACACUAUGGACUCCUGACAUCCCUCUUCUACCUGUCGACACUACUAUGACAUAAGACCACUUCUAAUUUAGUAACUCCUCCCACCACAGUGACACACUAACCCCCAACACUACACUAACUCCUCCCACCACAGUGACACACUAACCCCCGACACUACACUAACUCCUCCCACCACAAUAGGGACAGUUGUGACUUCAUCUGGGAACUGGGAACGUUCACCACCACAGUAACAAAGCUAAUCAAAAGGGAACUGUUGGAAUGGUUCAAACUGUAACUGAACUUAAACUGACAACCCCCUUUUUUUACUGGAAUGGUUCAAACUGUAACUGAACAUAAACUGACAACCCCCUUUUUUUACUGGAAUGGUUCAAACUGUAACUGAACAUAAACUGACAACCCCCUUUUUUUACUGGAAUGGUUCAAGCUGCAUUUCUACAAGUGAUUGUGAAGAUUUCCAGUUUUCUUCUUGUGAUAACUAAUUACCACUAAACUUCUGUUACCCAACAAAGAAUCAAUGUUUGUUGUUCUACCGCCGGUGUUUCUUCGGUCUUUGUUUGAGGUGUGAUUGCUGAGUUGUGGUUCUGACUACAGUGAUGAACACGUGCCAAGCUACACACCACUAUUGCAGUAACUUUCUACUACAGAGUAUUUCUGAACGCUACUUCUCUUCUCAGAGCCAUCUGUUGUGAUGUUCUAGUGUAUAUGACAUCAUUGGGUGAUGUCAGACAGGCACUGGUGUGCCAUUGGGCAGUGUUGUGGGAAAGUAAGUAGCUUGACGACCACUUUUAACAUUUUACACAUGGGUCUUGCGUCACAGAACAUUCUUGAUCGUCUGUUCUGCAGAUUAUAUUUCUAUGAUUUUCAGCCAUGUAUAAUAGACCAGUGAACCGUUUCGGCUCUAUUCAAUACAUUUCUAUCUGUGUGGCUCUUUAGCGUCAUUGUUAUACCCCCUUUCUCAACUCGCUCUGGUUCUAAUGGUUCUCCUGAAGCUAUGGGAGAAACCACAGAUUUGAUUGUUGAUCCAGUGACUGCAUUUCUUUCAAUCUGCAAAUCUCUAUAUAUAUGAAUGUGUAAAUAUGUGAUCGCCUUCAACUACGUCUGUGUGGCUCAUGGCUAACUGGAGUGCCUCGUUCGUUGGUGUUUUUAAGGUGGGAUGGGGGUUUUCCCUGGGGGUAUCAUUCACUAGCAGCAACAUUCCAGAACAUUGAAUCCAAAUGGAAUGUAUAGAACAGUUUUUUGUUGUGUUCCGCAUAAUAACACAAUGGAAUGUAUAGAGUUGAUAUGAUUGAUGCUCUGCAUAUGGAACAGAGAGAACCAUUCUAGUGCCAUACGUUCCACGUCAGACUGGAGUGUUCCAGCCUACUGAACCUACGCCUGGGUGUCCAUCUACCCUGCUGGACUGGCUGGUGUCCAUGGAGACCACAGAACACUAAGAGGGGAGAGGACACAUUUAGCUGGUUGUUUCCCUGCAGACAGAGUUCCUUUAGUACCGUAGAUGACAUUAUUAUUCUCAGUGCAGAGUAAGAUGUAGAUAUUUUCUCAGUAGAUUAAAGCACUAGGGGUAAAAGCGUUUCUUGGUUCCUUUUGAUUAUUUUCAUGCCAAUCCAACACUACAAAUGGUCAGUCUCAGAAAAAUGUAAAUGAGUUGCCUUGUAACCAGAUAGUCCUAGAAUGAGAUGAUCUAGAACUGAUACAGGAAAUGAUGUGGGAGUGGAAUCCAAUGGGAAAGUGGGACUAAAGAGGGGCGGAGCAUAAAAUUAAAUUAGCAAGAUUUGUAUAAGUGCAAAGACCUGAUUUUGAUUCUAGUUGCUAUUUAAAAAAUAAAUAAAAUAAAAAGCAAAUUUAACUAUAUAUAGAAGAUAAAUAUUUGUUAAUUUUACUGGUUUUAUGUAUUGUUUUUAUAUUUUAUGAUUUGGGUUUAUUCGUCUUGCAGGUAUUGUGGGUGAACGCAUAUGCAAUCAGGUUUAUUUUUGAAUUGAGAAACAUUUAUGGUUAAUAUAUUUUAAUUGUAGAGAAAACAAGCAAAACACAAUGUAAAAUCAAUUUUACAUUCCAAAUGGUCCCAUAUUCCCAAUAUAGUACACUACUAAAUGGCCUGAUAUGGCUCUGGGUGAAAGUAGUUAACUAUAUAGGGGACAGGGGGACAUUUAGGAGACAGUCCAACUCUCAAUUUCUGUCAACAGUUUAUUAUUGGACCGCUGAUCUAAAAUGUGAUUCUGGAUGAAAACCUUAAUCUCUUCUUCUAUGCCUUGGCUCUUAAUGUUGCACAUUUCUCUCAUGAAUGGAAUAUGUAACAAGCAAUACUGUUUAUAAUAAAUAAAAUAAAAAGUGCUUUUUUCAAUA